Molecule: messenger RNA, 1191 nt
Organism: Sinocyclocheilus anshuiensis
Lineage: Eukaryota; Metazoa; Chordata; Actinopteri; Cypriniformes; Cyprinidae
Gene: or61a1
Product: odorant receptor, family 61, subfamily A, member 1
Exons: 6
Coding region: 1-1191 (396 amino acids)
Biological process (GO): G protein-coupled receptor signaling pathway; detection of chemical stimulus involved in sensory perception of smell
Cellular component (GO): membrane
Molecular function (GO): odorant binding; olfactory receptor activity; G protein-coupled receptor activity
Source: RefSeq, a predicted model, not a curated record
AUGGACAACAUCUCCUCCUUCUCCUCUUUCUCUCUCAUAGCUCUGAAUGACACCAGCAGGUCCAGUAGGAUCACUGCAUUCUCUUUUGCCCUCCCAGGCUAUUUAGUGACCAUUUUUGUGAACGCAGCCUUGAUUUGCAUAAUUGUUCUGGAGAAAGUUCUCCACCAGCCUAUGUAUAUUUUUUUGUGCAAUUUAUGUAUAAAUGGAUCAUAUGGAGCCACAGGAUUUUAUCCACCCCUGCUGUAUUAUUUACUAAAUGAAACCAAUGUAAUCUCUCUGAAAGAAUGUACCAUCCAAAGCUUUGCCAUUUUCACCUAUGCAAUAGGUGAGUUUACUAAUCUGUGCAUAAUGGCGUUCGAUAGAUACUUAGCAAUCUGCAGACCUCUGUACUACCAUACUGUCAUGACAACCAUCACUGUUUGGAGGCUGCUGACUUUCAUUUGGAUGUUUCCCUGCUGCACUGCAAUACUGAUAAUACUGAUGACGCUCCGGUUUUCCAUUUGCAUGAAUCAGAUAAACAAACUGUACUGUGAAAACUGGGUCUUGGAGAGACUUGCCUGCGGGGUGGACACUGCUCAGUUUGUGGUUAAUGGAAUAUUAACAUGUGCUAUUAAUGCUCUGGUGUGGUUUGUGUUUUUGUCUUAUAUAAAAAUACUGAUCGCUUGUAAGCGCUCUGUUCAAAGCAACAAGAAGUUUAUAGCCACAUGUCUGCCACAUUUGGUAGCCUUUUUGAAUUAUGUGGUCUGGUCUCUUUUUAAUACUCUAUAUGAGCUGUUUGGAACUGGCAGUCUACCUCAGGGUUUUAAACAUUUCUUGUCAGUUUCUUUUUUGAUCAUUCCACCUCUGGUUAAUCCUAUAAUAUAUGGAAUUAUACUAACUCCUAUUAGGACUAAAGUAAAAAAUGUAUUCCAAAUAGAAGUAGCAGCCGGUGUCACAGUACAGAAGGAGACCAAGGACGAAGAGGUAAAGCUGGAGGCUCAGAACGUGGUUGUACCUGUUGCUUCCUCAAAAGCUGGAGACUCAGGACUUGGACAGAGAGUCAGAACGAGUGUAUCUGCUAGUGUCUCACUGGACGUGCCGGAGACUCGUAUCUGUUACAGUCCCUUCCUUGACAGGACUGAGACUCAGAAUGGUGUCUUGUCUCUGGAUGAAAGACUCAAAAUUAAAUACCUGUUGCUGCCUUCCCUGUAA